UCCUGUGUGCUAGAGAUAAAAACACAAGGAAAGCGCCACCAGCUUUUGGAAACUUCCUUUCUAUUGCAGGGGAAAUAGUAUAUGUACAAAAAAGUAAAUAUAAAGUAAUUUCAAAGAUUGGGGCCUGGGGAUAGGGGAGAAAAGGAAAAUAAAGCAGGCAAUGUCUUGCAAAGAAGAUGGCACUUAAGCUGAACUUUGCAGGAAAUUUAGGAUUCUGUGAAGCAUUGAUGAAGAGGAAGUACACUCAAACAGAAGGUAGAGCCUACACCAAAAGCUUGGAAAUAAGAGAUGGAAUGUUGUGCAUGGGGAACAACAAGUCUGCUAUUUGGCCAGACUAGAAUUUGUGAAGUAGAGAAUAUGCAUUUAGCAUAGAGAGGUCGAGUAGAUCCAGACUCUUAAAGGGUUUUAAAAGCCAAACAGGAAUUUGUAUUUUAUCCCAGAGAUAGGAGGGAGCCACUGGAGCUUCUUGAAUAGGGGAAUGUCUGAGUACUGUAAGACCAUUUUGGGCAGCUAAAUAGAAGAUGGUUUGGAUAUGAGCGAGACUUGAGAUAGGGGGACUAAUGAGAAAGUUAAUCCAAUACUCUCAGUGAGCCAUACCAAGGGCCUGAGCAAAGGGGGUCAGAGGAUCCAGCUUUUUCAUUUGUUAGUUGCAUGACCUUGGGCCAAUCACUUAAUCUUUCUGAUCUCUGUCUUCUCAUUUGUAAAAUGCAGAGGUCCUUCUAAGUGUGAUUUAAUGGCCUUUUCAGCUAUAAAUCCUAAUUAUUCCAAUUUAGAUUUUCGUAAAAAGAAAUGAAGUUCAAACUAGUAAGUCUGGGUUUAAGAGGGAGGAGUUUUGAGAUACAUUUAAGUUUUGUUUAAGGAAAAAAACCAACUUCCAGAUAAUUAGAACUGUCCAGAAGUAGUGAGUGCUGUCCUUGUGAUAAACUCUCCAACAUGGAAGGUAAAAGUAAAAGCAGAGGUUGGAUGAAUACUAAUUGGGGUUGUUGGAGACAUGAAUCCCGUUCAGUUAGUUGUUGGACUAGAUGGUUCAUUUUAGUUUAGAGGAUCUAUAAUUUUACUUUUCCAGCCUUCACACAUACUUCAUAUAUAUUUUUAAAAAUACACCGGACACAUUCCUGCUACCGUCUGUACCAUCCUCAUCUCAAAGAAAUUCAUCCUCCCCCAGCCCCCAAUGCUUGGAAUUAUGCUUUCAUAAGGAACAUUCUGAAUUAUGGAAGUUCUAAAAUUCAGUUUGCUUUCCUGGCAAAUCUGGCUUUGAAAUCCCUUACUGGCAAGACUGUUAUAUGUUGAUUCUUACUGUAACUUUUCAAGGACCAAAGGCUUUUAAAGAUAGUUGAAAGUGGGAUUAGCUUCAGAGAUAGAACUAAGACUGAACCAAUGUAUAUAAGUUAUAGGGAAUCAGAAUCUAGCUGAUUAUAAAGGGAACAUUUCUUAAUGGAGUUGGCCAAAAAUGAAAUGGGCUGUUUUAGAAGGAGUUUUUUACUACCAAAGGCCAUCCAAUUGGAUGACCAUUUGUUAGGGAUAUUGAGGGCGUUCAUAAUUUAAGCAUGGUUGGGAUUAGACUUCUGGACUUCUGAGGUAUCUUCCAGUUGCAAGAUUCUAUAAUUCUUUGAAAAAGGUGCAAUGGAUGAGCUUCACAGUUUAGAUCCAAGAAGGCAAGAAUUAUUGGAAGCUCGAUUUACAGGAGUUGUAAGUGGAAGCACUGGGAGCACUGGAAGUUGCAGUGUUGGAGCUAAAGCCUCAACAAACAAUGAAAGUUCUAAUCAUAGUUUUGGAAGCUUGGGAUCUCUAAGUGAUAAAGAAUCAGAGACUCCAGAGAAGAAACAGUCAGAGCCAUCCAGAGGAAGAAAAAGAAAAGCAGAAAACCAAAGUGAAAGCAGUCAGGGAAAAAGUAUUGGGGGACGUGGCCACAAAAUUAGUGACUAUUUUGAAUAUCAAGGGGGGAAUGGCUCCAGUCCAGUAAGAGGAAUACCUCCUGCCAUCAGAUCACCUCAGAAUUCACAUUCACAUUCCACUCCUUCCUCUUGUGUUCGGCCGAAUAGCCCUUCUCCUACUGCAUUAGCUUUUGGGGACCACCCUAUUACACAACCAAAGCAGUUAUCUUUUAAAAUUAUUCAGACUGAUCUCACAAUGCUGAAAUUAGCUGCACUAGAAAGUAAUAAAAAUCAGGACCUGGAAAAGAAAGAAGGUCGAAUAGAUGAUUUGCUCAGGGCUAACUGUGAUCUUAGACGUCAAAUAGACGAACAGCAGAAAUUACUUGAAAAAUACAAAGAAAGAUUAAAUAAAUGCAUUUCAAUGAGUAAGAAACUUUUAAUAGAAAAAAGCACACAAGAAAAACUGGCAAGCAGGGAGAAGAGUAUGCAAGACAGACUACGCCUUGGGCAUUUUACAACAGUUAGACAUGGUGCUUCAUUUACUGAACAAUGGACAGAUGGUUUUGCCUUUCAGAAUCUUGUGAAACAACAAGAAUGGGUAAAUCAACAAAGGGAGGAUAUUGAAAGGCAAAGAAAGCUCCUGGCAAAGAGAAAACCACCGACUACUAAUAAUUCUCAGGCACCCUCUACCAAUUCUGAACCAAAACAAAGGAAAAACAAAGCUGUCAAUGGAGCAGAAAAUGAUCCUUUUGUUAGACCUAAUUUACCACAAUUGCUCACUUUAGCAGAAUACCAUGAACAAGAAGAGAUUUUCAAACUUAGACUAGGACAUCUCAAAAAGGAAGAAGCAGAAAUCCAGGCAGAACUUGAACGUUUGGAAAGAGUCCGGAAUCUUCAUAUACGGGAACUCAAAAGGAUAAACAAUGAAGAUAAUUCACAGUUUAAAGAUCAUCCCACGUUAAAUGAACGAUACUUGUUACUUCAUCUGCUUGGUAGAGGUGGCUUUAGUGAAGUAUAUAAGGCUUUUGACCUUUAUGAACAAAGAUAUGCUGCUGUGAAGAUCCACCAGCUUAAUAAAAGCUGGAGAGAUGAGAAGAAGGAAAACUACCACAAACAUGCCUGCAGAGAGUAUAGAAUACACAAAGAACUGGACCACCCCAGGAUAGUUAAACUAUAUGAUUAUUUCUCCUUGGAUACAGACACGUUUUGUACAGUGUUAGAAUACUGUGAAGGCAAUGACUUGGAUUUCUAUCUCAAGCAACAUAAAUUAAUGUCAGAGAAAGAAGCUAGGUCCAUUGUAAUGCAAAUUGUAAAUGCACUAAGAUAUCUCAACGAGAUCAAACCCCCUAUUAUCCAUUAUGAUCUUAAACCAGGAAAUAUCCUUUUAGUAGAUGGAACAGCAUGCGGAGAAAUCAAAAUUACUGAUUUUGGCCUGUCCAAAAUUAUGGAUGAUGAUAGUUAUGGCGUGGAUGGAAUGGAUCUAACCUCUCAAGGGGCAGGGACUUAUUGGUAUUUACCUCCAGAAUGUUUUGUAGUUGGCAAAGAGCCUCCAAAGAUUUCCAACAAGGUUGAUGUAUGGUCUGUUGGAGUCAUCUUUUUUCAGUGUCUUUAUGGUAGAAAGCCAUUUGGUCACAAUCAGUCUCAACAAGACAUCCUUCAAGAAAACACAAUAUUAAAAGCCACAGAAGUCCAGUUCCCAGUGAAACCUGUUGUAAGCAAUGAAGCCAAGGCUUUCAUAAGACGUUGUUUAGCAUACCGUAAAGAGGAUCGAUUUGAUGUCCAUCAGCUGGCCAAUGAUCCUUACCUUCUCCCCCACAUGAGAAGAUCAAAUUCUUCAGGAAAUUUGCAUAUGGCUGGACUGACAGCCCCUACACCCCCUUCUUCAAGUAUAAUUUCUUAUUGACAUGGCUCCAAGAUUGGCAUGAUGUCUUUCAAUUGUUUUCAAAUGCAGACUUAUUUGAGAGCAUUUGAGUGUUUUUUACACAAGACAAGAUUGAAAACUUUUCAAACUGAAGUUCUUCUUUAGUGUAAUUUGUAUUCGAGUGGAUCAUGGACUGUGAAUAAAUGUACUCUUCUGACUGUAACCUUAAACAUUGAAGGAUCACUACCUGUUGCACACAGACAAGAGUACUGUGUUUAAGAGGGGGGAAAUGGGUCUUCGGGGGUUUUUUGGGGGGAGACAUUGUAAAUAACCUUUAUAAUACUUAAAUAAAUUUUUGGCUGAUACUGGAGAGUUCUAAUAUGAAGGGUAGUUUUUCAUUAUUUAAAAUUCAUGGAGGAAAUAUCAGACAAAUUCUAACACAAGAACUACAGUGCCUGUGUCCAUGCAUUAGCCAUUCAGCAGGAAUUCUGCUGACACCAAAGUAAGAAGUGAAUGAUAGUCACCUUGUAUUAUGGAAUAAUGGAAUAUCAUAGACUUUUUGGACAGAGUUAAACUUUGUUUUUUGCCUCUUUGGGCUUUUGCAGAGUUAUACCUCAAAACCAUGUUUCUUUUUUCCCCAUUGGUUAUGUCAUUCUGAAUGGUGAGCUAUUCCUAGAUACUUUGCCUUUGAUUAAAUCCAAUGCUUAUUUUGAAAUCUUGUUGAAUUAGCUAAAUUGUAAUAUUUUUUGUGUUUCCAAAAUGUUAGAAUUUUUAACAAGUAUUUCAUAAUUCAUUUCCUGACCUUGUGAUAAAAAGCAAAUGGCAGUAUGUAACCAAAUGCAGACCAGUUCUAUGCAGGAUAAUGAUCAAUUCCCUUCAAGUUCUAUUGUAAAUUGUUGUACAGAUGUUGUAUUUUCAAUUAUACAUGAGUUUCAGCAGCUUAUUCUUGUACAAAUGUUUAAAAUAUGGCUUUUUCUAAUUGGAUAUUGUAUUUUUUUUAAGCCUCCUUAAAUGCGCUUUAAUUGCUGCUAAAUGAUGUUGCUUUUACCUUUGCAAAAAAAAAUUGAAUGACCUCCUUAAAGGUGCAAGUUCACUGUAUGUCAUAGAUAAUAAAAGUAGACAGUUCAUUAACAAUCAAGGCAAGUAUAACUAUACUACAUUGGACAUAUCAGCUCUGUGAAGUCAGUUUCUUGUGCUCUAAUGCCGUGGGCACGGAUUCUGGAUUUAGAAAUUGUUAAUGGUUAUUCUACAUUUCAGGAAGGUUCCUCUUGGCAAGGUGGGACGGUAUUCCUAAAAAGAAGUGUUUCUUGUGGUUUGUACAGAUGUGUUAAAAUGUGAAACAUUUUUCUAACUGCCUUGUAUGGUAGAAGCUAUUUUUUUCAGGAUGCUGUAUUUCUGUCCUGUACAUUGCUCCUUUUGCUGUCACAUUCAUGAUGCUGAAUACUUAUCUGUAAGUAAAUUUUGUCCAUGUUGCAGGAAAAGGAGGCUCUAUGACCACAGGUCCUCAUUUAAUAUUGUACAUUUAAACCAUGGCUCUUGUUUCUAAUGUUGCAAGCCAUUUUGUUUUUCACUGUACAUAAACACGUUAAACUGUCUCUUUAAGAUGCUGCUGAAAUUGUAGAGAAUGUAGCCAAAACAGUAAUAAACGAUGACAAUUGAAAUUUAAA
Molecule: messenger RNA, 5402 nt
Organism: Monodelphis domestica (gray short-tailed opossum)
Lineage: Eukaryota; Metazoa; Chordata; Mammalia; Didelphimorphia; Didelphidae
Gene: TLK1
Product: tousled like kinase 1
Biological process (GO): chromosome segregation; peptidyl-serine phosphorylation; intracellular signal transduction
Cellular component (GO): nucleus
Molecular function (GO): ATP binding; protein serine/threonine kinase activity
Source: RefSeq, a predicted model, not a curated record